GUGGUGGUCUUGCCAUUUGAAGUAAAUAAUUUAUGUAUUUUCAGUUUUUGGGGGCCAAGCUCUACAUCUUAUGACAAUUACAACUGAUGCUUUGUAAACUGCUUGCUGCAGGCUUUUGCAUAACAGACAUUCGAUGCUUCCCAAAUUACCUCUCUGUCCAGUUCUGUAGAUAAUUGAAACUUUAGAUAUAGACUUACUGUGAUGAUUGUGUCUAUUAUUUGUUUUGCUGUGAUAAUUUAUGGCGAUCAUACUUAAUUAUGUCAUUAUCAUUAGGGUGGUUUUUAUCAUUCAUAAUAAUUAUAUCAGCAUCAUAAUGUAGGUAAAUAUAUUGUUUCCUCAAUCAUCAUGCCUACCUGAUACUCUUAACCAGUCUAAUUGUUUGAAUUUUAUAGACUGGUUUUAAGAAAUUGUUUUUAAAUAUAGUUCUAAUGACAACAAAAGAUGCAACUAGUAAACCAGUCUUUGUACUGAAUUUUUUGUUUUUAUGGACUGGUAUUCAGAAAUUAGUAAGUGUCUAAUGUAGGCAAAGAUGCAACUGGUAAACCAGUCUUUGUUUUUGAUUUUAUAUAGACUGGAAUUCAGAAAUUAGUAAGUGUCUAUAAUUUAUAUAGGCAAAGAUGCAAAUGGUUAACCUGUCUUUGUUUUUGAUUUUAUAUAGACUGGUAUUCAUAAAUUAGUAAGUGUCUAAUGUAGGCAAAGAUGCAACUGGUAAACCAGUCUUUGUUUUUGAUUUUAUAUAGACUGGUAUUCAAAAAUGAGCUCUUAACUUCAGAUUUCCCAGUGGUGAUCAAGAUAAACGGUAAAGAAGUCCUUGUAUAAUUCCCACUCACAUCUGACAUAGAAAUUUACCCAUCACAUAGCAUGUUGUUGUUGUUUUUCAUUGCUGUUGUUGAUUUCAUAACAAUAUAGAUGUUGUUUAUUUAUUUAUUUUGUACUUUAAGCAUUGUUUUAUAGUCUAUAUGGGCUUUAUGGUUUUAGAUGUAUUAUAAUAUUAUAUCAAUAUAGUGUCACCACAAACUUGGAUUGAAAAAAGGAUGUGCAAGUGACUGUGGUAUUGAAGGGCAUCUUGACUUUUAAGAAUUUGAUUAGAAUUACUUUCCCAAAACUAUGAAAUUUAGUCAUAGUAAACAUACAUGUCAGUGUAAUGGAUGAUGACUGUAUGUCAAAUUGCAUGCCAAAUAUGUGUAUCUCCAUUCAUUUUUAUAUCACAUCUUUCUAUUUUUGCAUGCCUAUAUACUGUAUAUGUAACCAAAUUACUCAAUGUAUCAAUCAUUCAACAUUAUAUUGUAUUAUCGAUUUUAAAUGGACUUUUACAUAAACAUCUUUGUUGGUCACAAGACUUUUACGACAUACUUUUUAACUUCAGAUUAACAGACAUUCUAGAUGUACCAUCGAUAAACCCCCUGUCUGGGACAUACGUGACAGGGGGAGGAGGUUUAGGUGGUCAGAUGAGCUCAAUAGACGAGGCAUAUAACUUCUUCGCCACAAGAAACCCUCUUGAUCUGGAUGUUGGAGGUGGUGGUAUAGGAGCUGGCAUACCAAACUAUAAUACUGGUGGUGAUUAUGGAGGGGGUGGGGGCUACCAGCGGUCGUCACCGACCCCAAGAGUCACAUUUGCUGAUGAAGGACCCCCAUCAAC
Molecule: messenger RNA, 1639 nt
Organism: Ruditapes philippinarum (Manila clam)
Lineage: Eukaryota; Metazoa; Mollusca; Bivalvia; Venerida; Veneridae
Exons: 3
Source: RefSeq, a predicted model, not a curated record